UGUCUGAACGAAUAUGAAAUGAAAAUAAAAGUUAUAAUUUUCAUUUAAUAGAAUUAGGAUAAAAUUGAUGAAAUUCGACAUACAUACUCAGAUUGAUACAGUUUUUUAUGCUAGUGGUCUUAGUUUUAAAAUCCGUUCCUUACAAUGUUUCGCACAGCGUUACGGUUGACACCAUCUUUUACAAUUCCUUUAUUUGGUAAAAUGACCGGCCAAUAUGACAAAGAUUUACUAAGCAACCCAGAACAUCCUACAGUACCACAAACUGGUUGGGACAGAGUCAAAUUAAUGUAUACUGGGGGUGAACAUGAGGAAAUAUCUGCAGAGUUGAACACAGUACUGCAGUCAUCACUAUGUGGGGCCUUUAUUGGAGCUUGUCUCGGUGGAUUUUCAACAUCGAGGGUAGCUUAUUUGAACUUCAUAGAAAACAAUCAAGCAACAAUAUUUAAAUCAACUGCUGAAGCUAAGAAAAGACUGCAAGAUUAUGUGACAGUGGCCUUUGCAAGGGGAGCAGUCCGAUGGGGCUGGAGAUUAUGUUUUUUCACAGGAUCAUUCAGUUUAAUAGCAACAACAAUCUCAGUUUACCGAGGCAACACGUCUUUAAUUGAAUAUGUGUCAGCAGGUGCCCUCACCGGUGCACUAUAUAAGAUUGAUAUGGGACUUCCAGCUAUUGCAGUCGGUGCUGGCUUAGGAGCAGCAUUGAGUAUGAUUGGAGGUAUUAUUAUCAUAGGAAUACUGAAAGUGGCUGGUGUCUCUAUGGAAGAUAUCAGACAAGCUUUAUAUAAGCUGAAAGAAGCAAGAGAGGAUCAAUUAAACCAAGCAUUGGAAAAAUCGGCAAAAAUUAAAAACGAUAAACUCGCAGAACACCACAAAAUGCUAAUUGCUGAAGAAGGAGAACAGAAAAUAGAGGACAUUGAAUAAUACAAUAUAUAUUUAUAACGAUAAUAGAGCCUCGUAGAUAUCAAUCACUUGGUAUCACUAGAAAAAUCUAGAAAAGAUUCGGAUCCACAUUUUUUUUCACUACCAAAUGCAAAAAUAAAAUGAUAGCCUGGCUUCAAAACCGCAGAAUCUAUUUUAAAAAAUAAGUUACUGUUAUUUAACAUUAUUAUUUAUCCACGAUUACAGAGGCUUCAUUUCACCUGGGUAUGGAAUUAAUUUCCAGGACACAAAAGUAUCUUGAAUUGACACUGGAACGCUAAGUUGAUAUCUUAUAUUGUUAUGAACAAUAUUGUAUGUAUAGUUAGCAAAAUUAUUAAAUAUUUAUCUGAGUCUCUAUUAACUAAGUUAAGACCGAGUCAAAGGUGAAAGAUUGUAAUAAUGUACAUAAAGUAGGAAUAGAAAAUAAAUAUUGUUAUAAGA
Molecule: messenger RNA, 1356 nt
Organism: Helicoverpa armigera (cotton bollworm)
Lineage: Eukaryota; Metazoa; Arthropoda; Insecta; Lepidoptera; Noctuidae
Gene: 140up
Product: RPII140-upstream gene protein
Exons: 6
Coding region: 145-918 (257 amino acids)
Cellular component (GO): mitochondrion
Source: RefSeq, a predicted model, not a curated record